This is a messenger RNA of Dunckerocampus dactyliophorus (ringed pipefish), 3404 nucleotides long. RefSeq names its product double PHD fingers 3 (gene dpf3). Gene Ontology annotation, biological process: nervous system development. Gene Ontology annotation, cellular component: nBAF complex. Bases 15 to 1304 code for a protein of 429 amino acids. The transcript is spliced from 12 exons. The record is from RefSeq and is a predicted model, not a curated record. Lineage: Eukaryota; Metazoa; Chordata; Actinopteri; Syngnathiformes; Syngnathidae.
CACAUCUUUGUGAGAUGUUUAUGUGCUGGUCUCUGUCCAACUUGGCAUUCUUUGCAUAUCUGGGAAAGCCAUCGCUGAGGAAUCAACGUGUCUGCACACAAAUAGAACGCCUGCAUGCAGGCAUGGCCAUCAUUCUGACUGCAGGUUGCAUUUUAAGGCUGGGUGACCAGUUCUACAAGGACGCCAUCGAGCACUGCCGCAGCUACAACGCCCGCCUGUGCGCCGAGCGCAGCGUGCGUAUGCCCUUCCUGGACUCGCAAACCGGCGUGGCCCAAAACAACUGCUACAUCUGGAUGGAAAAGUGCCAGCGGCAGCCGGGCCAGGCGGCGGGACAGAUGUAUGCCUACCCCGCACGUUGCUGGAGAAAGAAGAGGAGACUCCACCCACCCCUCGAUCCACAGCUCCGCCUGUGCGAGCUCAGGCUAGAGGCAGAGCUGGCCCCCAAGCGUGAGGGUCCCCCUGGGGAGGCCACCGCCUUGGAGGCUCUGCUGAGGGGGGACAACGUCCUGGAGAAAAAAAAUAACCUGUGCAAGGAGGAGGAGACCCUGCUGGAGAUACAGAGGGUUCUCGAGGCCGAGGAAAACGGCGACGGCUUUCAGGAUGACGAAGACUUUGAAGUGGACACUCCUAAGAGGAAGAACAGAAACAGGGGGAAAAACAGAGGGUCCAGUCGUAAGAAGGCAGAAGCUGCGAGCGUGGACGACCAGGACAAACCUUACGUUUGCGACAAUAGACACAAACAAAAGCAUAACUCAAAACAGGCUGAAGAAGUCUGUGGGAAGCGCUACAAGAACCGUCCUGGCCUGAGCUACCACUACACACACACACACCUGGCCGAGGAGGAGGGUGAGGAGGAGAAGGAAAGUGAUCCGGCCCCGUCUCCACCGCCACGCACCUCCGAGAACCACAAACCUCAGAAGGGUCCAGACGGUGUCAUCAUUCCCAACGACUACUGCGACUUCUGCCUUGGAGACCAGGACUCCAACAGGAAAACGGGCCGAGCCGAGGAGCUGGUGUCCUGCUCCGACUGCGGACGCUCGGGUCACCCAACAUGUCUGCAGUUCACGGACAACAUGAUGCACGCCGUGAGGACGUACCAGUGGCAGUGCAUCGAGUGCAAGUCAUGCAGCCUCUGCGGCACCUCGGAGAAUGACGACCAGCUGCUGUUCUGCGACGACUGCGACAGAGGCUACCACAUGUACUGCCUGAAGCCGCCCAUGACGCAGCCGCCUGAUGGAAGCUGGAGUUGUCACGUGUGUCUGGACUUGCUGAAGGACAAGGCGUCGUCCUGUGGAGAAGCAUAACCCCCCCCGGGAUACAUUGCGGCCGUCUGCACCCGUGCAUUCCUGCCAGUUACCAUAAAUGCUCUAAUUAGAGCUGGGACGUUUAUAUUAUAUUGAAAACAAGUUCUUUUUUUGUUACCUUGAUCAUGAUUUGGAGUGCAUGAGAAAGCGGAAAGGGAGAACGUCGCACACUUUGACCACAUGGUCAUUUAUGAAGUCGAUUCCACGACGCGGCAGCAGCAACACAACCAAUGUUGUAAUAGCGGUAAGGAGCAACGUUUUCAAGUGCAUGCAGAGCUCAGAGAUACUUCAAAUGCAGCAAUGUUGUGGAGGUAUUUAAAAAAAAAAAAAAGAAAAAACCACCACAGGACCUGGCGACCACAGUAGGAAAUUGAAUGGAGGUGUUAAUUGGAGCAUUUAGGGUAUGUUUGCACAUGUGGUGUCCACAUACAUUAGACGCCAUGGAGGGUUUUUCGGGGGGGGCCGUGUUCUGCCCGCAACACUGCCGCCAUCAUUCUACCUCACCACUCGGAGCAAGCGUCAAAAAUCUUUGCAUUUAGGAGAAAUCGUAAGUGCGGUGCAUACGCAAGGUCAACACCACCUUGAUAAGUUGCAAGUCCCCCGUCGUGCAAAUGUGACAUUUUCACACAGAUCUAAGAGUGCGUCGCUAGAUCGAUCAUCCCCUUUUUUAUGACGUCAUUAAGGCUUCGCUACACAUCUUAAAAACAAAUCCCGGAGCUCAGCUACACACGUGGAAGCUGCAAGGCUGUGUUGGCUUUCUCUAUUCCGUUAAUCCACCGUGUUAGCGCUCAUGCCGUGUGUGCGUGUUUUGAAACUGCUACCACUCCACUGACGCACUCCAGAGUUAGUUGCGACAUUUCGCACAGCUUUUGUGGGCAAAAUGAAACAUCUUUUCCCUUCCUUCCUCCUUCAGACUGUUGAUGUGCGAUCACACGUCUGCUUUGUGUGUCCUUGCAGUUCCACGUCACCGAUGCCCAGCUAUGACGUUCACUUGCAGACAAUCGUAGGGGUUUUGUGUGUGUUUUAUAUCUCCGUGUCAUCUGAUGACAGCAGCGUGUCCUAUUUUUGUUACGUAACUUGUUUGUUGGUUUUGCUGUAAUAAAGAUUUUUGCAAAAAAAAAAAACAACGUAUCAAAUUUAAUUUGCCAUACAAAUACACAGUAGUGACAUAUGAAAAUAUAGAAAAUAUACGCUUAGGACAUGUACCACACCAGUGCUUAUACAACUUUAUACACCACCUACCGCCUCAACAAUAUUUUUCUUUGCACGUACCAUCGUUUUUGCCUCCGUUACUUACCGUCACGGCUUAGCAAAAUUUGUGUCCAAUCCGAAUUAAUAAAAAGUUCACCACGAAUGCCAAAGAUUGUCCGAGAAGUGUUUCUUGUGCGUGGCAAUAUGGCGGCCACGUGGCGUCACAAGUCAUUGACCAAUGGGCUAUCCAGAUUUUUUUCGUACAGAUCAGUGAGUUCAUACGUCGCACCCGCCCGUGCAAGCCGCUGAAGCCACAGAGAGGCCAUCUUACCACUCACAUCUCGUACGUCGCAGACUACGUUGGCACAGCGUACAUAGUGUACAAAGCAGAUGAAGAGGCUUGCAGAACAUCUAUUUUAAAAUAAAAAGCAUUAAAGCCCCAUCAGCCCCAUUGGCAGAAAUGAGCUUCUCCUCCUCCAAAGUUGUGACAACUUCCUUCAGAUGUGUGACUCGUCUUUUUAACCGAAGCGACUUUUGCUGCAACACCUUCACUUUCUUCUGCAGGCUAUCAAUUUGGACGAAGGCUUCAUCAAGUCUCCUUUUGACUGUUCUUGGACUUUGCAGUGUAGCAUAGCAGUGAUCAUCAAGGAUGGCAGAUGAACUUGGUGAAUCUUGGGGGGCUGUGUUGUUUGCUUCCUCCUCCUCAUCCAAACUUGGUUGAGCAUAGUUUCUUUCCUUUGGAGGUUUUCUGCAGGGUUUCGGUAUCUAGAAAACAAAAGCUAAGGGGUGGAAAUUUUGCCACUUUCAUACAUUUCACAGGACAUGGAUCAUAAUUGCUACAGUGGGUCGUAAAUUUAUUACCUUUUUUUCUUUCUCUCAUGAUAUAUUUUUAAAUGAAUCAUUUUCCUU